UUACAUUUUGCCUAAUUUGUGUAGUACAAUUAGAUUUAAAUAUCGUAUAUUGAUUCAGUGGUGUACAUUUAAAAACGUGCUAACCAGGUAAUGAAACACAUGAAUCCCACCCAGGCUGGCCUUCAUUUCCGAACUUCAUGAUGCCUUCACUGCGGCAGAUGCCCUUCCUUUUACUGUGUUCAACACACUUCUGCGUAUUCCGUAUCUCGUGUCGUCGCCCGUCUUUUGCAAUCAGCGAUUAUUUUCCGGUAGACGUUUGCGCCAACGCAGUUUCCGCUGUGGCGUGGAGCUUCCAGUGGCGAAUUUGGCAACGACUUGGCUGUGUGCGCUUUUUCCAGAUUCUCCGCAGCUGUUUCGCGAACGCGACGCCUCUAGUGGUAAACUUGACAACGGUUUCAUCGUUUACCACCGCUGAAACCCGACCUGGCAGAGACGUCACUGUCGAAAUAGAAAGACGCUUUUGAAAUUGUGUAGUCCUCGGCAGCAGCAUACUUUGUUAUUGGAAGUGCUAUUACAGAAUGUGGGCAUCGGAUUUAACAGAUUGUCUUCAUUAAUGUGCUAGACGCCUUCAGACGUGGACUAAAUAAAUCUCUUUUGGUCUGCAGUCAAUUAGUCAGCGGGACUAUAGUUGCUUUUAUAUUCGGAUGUUGUGCCUCCGGUCCGGUGAGAUCAUAAAAUACUUCGCUGGUUGGGACUAAUCGAACAACAGUACUACAGGAUCAACUACAUGGAACCCGAAAUGUGGCUGUGCUUGGCCCUGCUUUUCGCCGUUAGUCGCUACCGCCUGACAAAUGCAAUUAACAUAUCGAUUGAUACGUAGUCUUUGGCGGCCUCUAUAAAUAAUAUUUUUUUGCUUGAUGUCCAACUGUUAAUCCAUACACAGUUUUUAAUCGAUGUCUCGGGUAGAACUAUUGCUAUCGUUGUUAAUUGGCAUUCUUGUGCCGGGUCGCCCAUCUGCCCCGUUAGGACCAGCAAGAGUGGGCGGAAAGUGUCGAGGAAAGUGUCAUCAUUGAUAUUACUGGCCUGUGUCGUUUUGCCCAUUUGUCUCCUCCGCCGAGCAGCGGCUGCGUUGUCGGGUAAUAGAGCAGCUUAGUGGUACCAUCGUAAGCAUCGUCUGCCCUCUGUCACUGAUGAUCUAACUAUAUAAGCGGUGAACCUAACCUAGCUAACGUAAGCUCCUGCCGGACAACCAUUAUAAACUAAUGGGGAUGUAAAGUGUUAUUUUUUUUUGUUGUGUGAACGCAACUGCCAACGCCUCUAGACUAAAAGCAACUUUUCGUGAGCACCUUACAGCAUCUUCCUAGCUUUCGUACUGCUCAGACUAAACAGCAGCAGCAGCAACAACAGCAGCAUAAUAGAGAUAUUCGGAUGAGCGGCUCUCUACUUAACCUACACUUUUUACUUUAUAAAUGUUCAGUGUUCGCACAGUGUAAUGCGGAAAAUGUUCUAUGUUUGUGUGUGUUCGCCGCGUGCGAUGAGCCUAUUUCCGCUUUGAGCUGAAGUUAGACAUUCGAUCGGGCACUUGACUCCAACUAUAGCUUUGUCUGACUCACGCACAAAAACCUCGAGCUGGAUGACUCAAAAUCUACCCGAAAAUAGUGAACUGUGGAACGGUGAAUCACAAGCUUCUCACAAUUACAAAAAAAAUGGCGCAAGACAAUGCCUUCGGCAGAAAGCUGUUAACAUUGAUUCUGGCAUACGAAUACAUUCAAAGGUAUUGACUGGUGGUAAAUCGACAUUGCAAAGUGAGACUUCGUCUUCGACACUUCUAUAUCCACCCUUUGCACAUUCGGUUCUGAGGAAGAGAUCAGAUCGGGCAUGAAUCGGCAAGACAGCUUCUGAAGAUCAGGUCAAUGGCCUUAGGAAGCAACAGAUGAACUAGUAAAUAUCUGUAAUUCAAGGUUCUAACAGCCACGUCGAAAAAAACUAUCGGCAAGUACUUGAGCAGUUACGGCAGAGCUAUCUACAAAAAUGGCCGAGACGAUAGCACCUAUAACAUAAGCUGCCCCGCCCAGGCCUGCCCAUGGCAGUUCCCUUUCUCAGCUGAAGCGGCAGCAUCAGCACCGGUAUUGCCCUUAGGAAACGUGUCUGGCCUCGAAGUAUACUGCAAUAACAAUUGUUUCGAAAGGCUUUAGGUGUUGCUUGAGAUCUUCAUUGCAUUGGACAAGUCGUUUUAUUGAGUGGAUACGCUAGACAAAGAAACGAAGCCUAACAGCGAUUUCUGAGAGGAAAUUAUACGACAAUAAAAUUCUGUGAAAUCGUUUCUUGAAAGCAGACUCUUGUUUUGUUCGUUGGAACUUAGAUAGCCAACAGCAGUCUAUUAGGUCCAUGGAUCGACGUUGCGUUUUGCAUUGAAUCCUGCGGCUUUCUGUUAGCACAGUUCGUUACCAGAGAUAAUGAGCAACUUACAAUUGUCCGUAAUAAGGUUAACAUCAACUAACUUAUUGGGCUCAUCUCGCGGAUUUGCAUUUCAUUUGCGGACAUACAUUGCUGUACUAUCAAGUUUAGCCAACUACAGGCCGAGUUCAAUGCGUUUUUUAUUGACGAUUUUGGAUGUGACGCGCCAGUAAACGGCGAGUGAGCGAGCUAGCAAAGGAUGCGCUAUCGAUUCAAAGAGUCGCGCCGUAAGCGGCGUCUGCUAUCGGUGUUGUUGCAGGUAGCAGAUCGAACAAUGCAACGGGUGGCUCGAUGUUGCGCGUGUUGCGGCUCUGCCUCCCCACCCAAUGAAAACCAAGGAGAUGACUCUCGACAAGACUGUGAUUAUCAAGCAAAUCAGCUGCCGUCGAACGGCCGCACGAUGUCAUGCAGUAAUCCGUGGCAACGUAUCGAGGACUGUCCCACGCUACUACGCGAGCUUGCUGAAAGUAUCGAAGAUUGUACUGAUCUAGCCGUAGCCUUAGAAUCAGCUGGUCUACUCCUUAAAGGUAAUAGGGGUACAGAUGAUGUGGAUUUCCCAAAACAGGCAACACCGAUUCUGCCUAGUGAACUGUUAAAGGCUGAAGAUCGACUGAAGUUUAUACUAAACAGGAUUCCGCUGAAAGAUGAAGAGUCGUAUCGACGAUUUAAGCGAACCCUCAUUGAGAACGGUGAGUUUAAAGCCGUCGAUAUUUUGCAGCCCCCUAAAGAACUAUCAUCGUCCACCAAUGCGGUGUUGCCCACUAGCUGUUUAUGGGACACUGAAUUUUCUUUGGGCCAAAACAGAGAGCACCUGGAUACGAAUGCUGGUGAAGAACCUCCAGGCACUCCAUUGGUGGGUGCAGAAAAGGCCUGGGACAUGAUUAGUGGAAGUAGUAUAACAGCGACGGUACUUACAGCUAGCGAGGAAGCAGUUCCAAAUCACGCAAGGCAAGCCUCGGUUCAAUAUCUGAGCGAAGAAGGAGUACGAGACUUACUGCACCGAGUCGCAUCUCUUGAUGACGAUAACUUGCGCCGCUUUCGACGACGGAUCGCUCUUGAGAACGCUACCUGCGAUCCUAUUCAACUGUUACACGAUGUGUUACAAUAUUCGCUAGCAGCAACGCAAUCAGAACAGGCCCAGCCUAUUGUUGACCCGUUGCCUAAAUAUAUUGGCCCUCAGAAAUCUAGGCAAAGUGAACCGCGUUUAGAGUUUAUGCAGGAAGAGGUCGAUGCUCGAGUUACACCGUUGGGAGCUGUCGUUUCGACUUCGACGCAAUCGAGGACGGAUGAACAGGUGCAAGUUAGGGCUGCUGAAAGGCUGGUGCCAGGUGGUCCUCAUGUGUAUAGCAUGGCAGCACACCCUCGAGGUCUUUGUGUGAUCUUCAAUAUACGCAGAUUUCCCGGUCUUCCUCAUAGAGAUCGGCCAGGUUCGGAUUUUGAUGAAGAACGAAUGGUGCGAUUAUUCCAAGCAUUCAACUUCAACGUCUGUAGCCAUGUCGAUCCAACUUCAACUGACAUUCUAUCCUUGUUGGAAACGUACGCCACUCUCAACGUGCAAGAAAGUCAUGACGCUUUCGUGUGCAUCAUCAUGUCGCAUGGCGAACAGCAACAUAUCUACGGGAGUGACGAUAGUACGGUAAAGUUACAAACGAUCUUUGAGCUAUUCAAUAACAACGGUUGCCCCGCCAUGCGAGAACGACCAAAGAUCUUUCUAAUUCAGGCGUGUCGGGGCUACGUGCCCGAUAACGGCUCGGCGGGUCGACGGGAUGAACAGCAAAGAGCCAGCAGCAGCUCCCAUCAGCAAGAAGAACUUGCCAAGGUGCUAGAGAAUAUUGGUCUCGAUGACAAUGAAGAGGAGACGGUUGACACGGUUCAGUCCGAUGCUGGUGUGAUAGGAGGGACCUUACCUCGUUCAAUGGCGGGCGCGGGGGCUGGCGCAGGAGCAGAAGCGCUUGCGCGCCAAAAUCCUGAACGUCGUAUCCCAUCAUGGUCUGAUAUGUAUAUAGCCUAUGCGGUUAUUGAGGGUUACGAAUCUCUGCGUGAUUCAACUACUGGCAGCUGGUUUUUAAAAGCGGUCUUUGACGUGAUGGCUCGCGAGAGUCAUAGAUAUGAUCUUGACACGCUUAUGGAUCGGGUCACAAAAAAGGUGAUUGAACGGAGCCGCCACGAUGGUCAGCGACAGUGUCCGGAAAUUAGGAAGAUUGGGUGGCACAAGAAGCUUUUUUUCAAUCCGGGCCUAUGACUGUAGCAAGUUUGUGCAGGGAAGUAGCGCCUGGAAACCGACAAAUGGACUUGGGCUGAACAACUGUACAUGUAAGGAACGUCAGAAGCACACUCUUCGAGGAUGCAACCUUAAAAUUUCCAGGCAGCAGAGGUAUUGCCUACGUAUGGCAACAGUACUGCUGCAUCGACACAACCAUUCCGUACGACAAACACCCAGUUUGCUCAAACCCCGCUAGAAACAUACAGUCUUAUUCGUCCGGGAAAGGAAAAACCCUGGAAGUGUGGCGCAUACGCUCGAUACGUCAGUUUAGUAUGACAUAUAUACUUUUGGA
Molecule: messenger RNA, 4952 nt
Organism: Varroa destructor (honeybee mite)
Lineage: Eukaryota; Metazoa; Arthropoda; Arachnida; Mesostigmata; Varroidae
Biological process (GO): proteolysis
Molecular function (GO): cysteine-type endopeptidase activity
Source: RefSeq, a predicted model, not a curated record